Daucus carota subsp. sativus is the source of this 1106-nucleotide messenger RNA. RefSeq lists its product as uncharacterized. The record is from RefSeq and is a predicted model, not a curated record. NCBI's taxonomy places the organism in Eukaryota, Viridiplantae, Streptophyta, Magnoliopsida, Apiales, Apiaceae. The coding region runs from base 134 to 874 and encodes 246 amino acids. Gene Ontology annotation, biological process: peptide biosynthetic process; translational elongation. Gene Ontology annotation, molecular function: translation elongation factor activity. The transcript is spliced from 7 exons. Gene Ontology annotation, cellular component: cytoplasm.
AGGAGGAUAAAAAGAAGAGGGCAGAGGGGUUUUGGUCCAAAAACGAGGCCAAGAAAAUACAUAAGCAGUGACUUCCUUAUCUAUCUAGUUGAGUUGAAAACUGCCCAGUAGUUGAUGCAGCUCUUUCACUGAAAUGGCACAAACUUUUGUUUCUUGCCCAUCGUACUUGGUCGGAAGUGGGACAAGAAUGUCCAGUGUUGUCAAAUUGCGGCCGUGUGUUUGCACCACUCUUCACUCGUCUCUUUCUUUUUCACCCCUCUCCAUUUCUCGAUACCGGGGUGCUGCUCCCCGACGUGCUACUUUCCCAAAAAUAUAUGCUUUUUCUAGCAAUGAUAUUAAGGUUGGCAGCAAUGUUGAAGUUGAUGGUGCUCCUUGGAGAGUAAUAGAAUUCCUGCAUGUAAAACCUGGUAAAGGGGCUGCAUAUGUAAGGACCACUAUGCGCAAUUAUGUGACUGGAAACACGGUUGAAAAAACCUUCCGAGCUGGAAGUAAGAUAGAAGAGGCUGAUAUAUUUAAGGAGACAAAGCAGUUCACAUACAAGGAUGGGCCACAAUUUGUUUUCAUGGACCUGAGUACAUAUGAAGAAUAUCGACUUAAUGCUUCAGACGUUGGAGAUAAGGAAAAGUGGCUAAAAGAAGGCAUGGACUGCAAUCUGUUAUUCUGGAAGGAUAAAAUUAUUGAUUUUGACCUUCCAAUUAAUGUUAAAUUAAAGGUUGUUGAAGCUGAUCCUGGUCUUAAAGGUGACACGGCACAAGGUGGAUCGAAACCAGCAACUCUUGAAACAGGUGCUAUUGUCAAUGUCCCGUUGUUUGUAGAAAAAGGUCAAGAAAUCGUGGUGGAUACUAGAACCGGCCAGUAUAUGAGCCGUGUCUGAAACAUUUGAAAAAAAUAUAUUUUGUUAUGCUUUGAAGAUUUGCCACUUAUUCCAUCCAAUAAAUAGAUUCUCCACAACCGGCUACAGAUAUAUAAUCCGGUUAUCCUUCAUUUUGUAAACCGGAAAAGAACUCUGCACAGUGAUUAACUAUAGAGAUAUAAUUAUGUAAUGUCUGAAGUAGAUUUUAUGUAGGGGGGAAGACUAGUUUAAAUUUCAUAUGAUUUUGUUGCCA